This is a messenger RNA of Sus scrofa (pig), 2476 nucleotides long. It is a transcript of the gene ACTMAP, whose product is annotated as actin maturation protease. The record is from RefSeq and is a predicted model, not a curated record. NCBI's taxonomy places the organism in Eukaryota, Metazoa, Chordata, Mammalia, Artiodactyla, Suidae.
UCUUUAGGAGCCCCACCUCUUCCCCCUCCGCUACGCGUUCUUUGUCACGUGAUCGUUAAAGGGGCGGACACCACUUUCAAGUCUUACCACGAAAUUUGGGAAAGGUUGUGCGCCGCGGUCGCCAUUUUGCGGGGAGGGGAGCAGUGUUUUACCUUCCGACUCCGUUCCGUAUCCGAGCGUUGUUGCGGCUCCCAACGACCUCCGAUCUAUCGGCCUUCCCGAACCCUCAAGCCUCCUCUUUUUGCGCUCUGAUUUCAGGACUUUCUCCACAGCUAGGCCUUUUUCCCUGCCAGAUGUCCUUUGACCUCUUGACCUCUGACUCAAAGGUCAGCGCUAAGGUUCCAAACUCGGGUCUGUGAUGCGAGGGGUGGAUAUCUAGCCUAAAUUCUCCCACUCUUUAAUCCUGUGGCUCGAAAUCCGCUUUCGGUGCCUUACUCUAGGUCUGAGCUUUCAUAUCCUGAGAUUGAACCCCAAGUUUCCAAAUCUAGCCCCUGAUAAGUUAACUCCUAAUGAGUAUCACUGCUUGAGCCUUGCACCCCAACUCUGUAUCUCAAAUCUGGUUCCAGAUUAAAGGACCGCGUUAACUCUCAAAUUCCUUGUGAUUUCAGUCAGCCUCAGGGAUUGAGUCUGCUUCCAAAGUUCCAGGUUUUAGCCCUGAUUUUUUCAGUCCUUCUGUUCACCUUCCUCCCCCAAGUCUGGAAUUCAGCUCUAAAGCCUUCAGAAUCUCCAUCCCUGUGACCAACGCAUUUGGGAGGAUCCUUCCCUUCCCUCUGCUAAGCCUUCCAGUGCAAGUCACAGACCCCAAAAUGAUUUCUCCAUGCUCUCCUCCCUUAGAGCCACCAAUUCAUCCUCCAGAAACUCCUGCACCCCAGACCCCCAUCAUCCCACCUCCUCCCCUACCCCCAAAUCUCCCGGACGUAGCUUUUCCACCCUCUCCCUUGAGUCUCCAGGCCCCUGUACCCCCACCACCCCCACUGCCACCUCCACCACCUGCCACCGGCUUUGCUGCCCCUCAUGUCUUCGGCCUGGAGAAGAGCCAGCUCCUGAAGGAGGCCUUGGAGAGGGCCGGCCCAGUCCCCAAGAGCAGAGAGGAUGUCAAGAGGCUCCUGAAACUGCACAAGGACCGUUUCAGAAGUGACCUGCAGUGGAUUCUCUUCUGUGCCGACCUGCCCUCCCUCAUCCAGGAAGGCCCUCAGUGCGGGCUGGUGGCCUUGUGGAUGGCAGGCACUCUCCUGGUGCCCCCCAGCGGCAUCCCCCUGGAGAGACUCGUGCAGGUGGCCGUGGAGAGAAGAUACACGGCCCAGGGGGAGAUGUUCUCAGUGGCCGACAUGGGCAGGCUGGCCCGGGAGGUACUGGGCUGCCAGGCAGAGGUGCUCCACGGCGGCCUGGGCAGUCCCAACCGAGACCAUGUCCUGCUGCACCUUGUCGCCGGACAUCCCCUGCUUAUCCCCUACGACGAGGACUUCAACCACGAGCCAUGUCAGCGGAAGGGCCACAAGGCCCACUGGGCAGUGAGUGCAGGGGUGCUGCUGGGUGUGCAGGCUGUGCCCGACGUCGGCUAUGCGGAGGACCCGGAGCUGCCCGGCCUGUUCCACCCAGCAGCCAGCUCGCCCCACCAGCCACCAGCCCUGCCGGAGGAAGGCUCCACAGGCACCAUCUACCUCCUCUCCAAGCAGGGCAAGAGUUGGCACUACCAGCUGUGGGACUACGACCAAGUCCGGGACAGCAACCUGCAGUUGACAGACUUCUCGCCCUUGAGGGCCACGGAUGGCCGGGAGUAUGUGGUGCCUGCCGGCGGGGUGCGGGCCGGCCUCUGUGGCCAGGCCCUGCUCCUUCGACCCCAGGACUCAAGCCACCAGCCUGCUGCAGCCUCAGGCCAGGGCGCUCCAGCUUCUCCCUCUGCGUGACGGCCUGAGGGUUUGGGCUGGAUCUCUGAGGACCUCCAGCCAGGAUCCUUCUUUCAGGGGCCCCCAGAAUCCAUCCAGUCCUGAUCCUGGGCCUCGCCCCAACUCCCCCUUCUCCAAGCCCACCCUCCAAUGUCAAGCACCUCCUCUGGGCUGGGGUGCUGGGGCCAGGAGUCUGAUGGACAGGCUCCCUCUGCAGGGCAGACUGACAAGCGCUCAGACCCAGGUCCUGUCCACCCCGCCUCGGCGUUUAUCACUGGUGACCACCCUCUUCUAAACCACCACCCCCUCUCUGGAUGUGUGCGAGCGCCUUGCCGCUGGAGCCCUUGCUGCCUCCCAGUGCCGUUCCCGGGGAAGCCUAGGAAACCAGCCUCUCCACUGCCCACCAGAGACGCUCCCCGUAGCUCUUUGCUACUCGAAGGACAGGGACUCAACUCUCCUGGCCCCAACUCCCCUCCCCUAACCUGGGCUGUUCUUCCCCACACUUUGUGCCAGACUGGCUUCUCAGGUGCCUAGAGUGUCCUGCUCCCCACCCCCCACCACCCUUCUAUUAAAAAUAACUCGGAAACUGC